AUGCUGUUGAAUCUUGGCCUGACCGCGGAUGCCGCAGCAGCUCAUACAAACGAAGCGCCUAGCAACAGCAGCCAGACAGAAUCACAACCAUCUCCGACUUCCACUCCCUAUUCCACCUUCUCUCUGUCUGCACUGCCGGUAUUGGGUACAUUCUAUAACCGAUCUAAACACCCCGAUGGUCCUACACACCCUACAAGGUCCGCAUCCGAUAUGGCUAUGAGCCCGAUUGUGUCGGAAUCAAGUGGGGAGAACACGUCCAAGGUAAUGGCCCUGCCGACCAAGCUGCGCGCCCACCCUCGGGCCAUCUCGUAUUCUACCCGGAAAUCAUCGCGGCCCAAAACCUCCUACCAGUUCGCUCAUCCUGCCGCACACGCGCGCCACAAGCGAUUGAGGCUCCGGCCCAAGUUGCUGCUGCAGCUACAGCAGGUGUCGCAAACACCGCGGCCCCUGCCCAUCCUCGAUAUCUUGCCGUCGACGCUGUAUCUACCCCGGUUAGCGCGCAAAUUCCCGGCCAUGUUCCGCGGCAAGAAUGGGCUGGGGCCCAACGACUUGAUUAUCGUGAUGAGUGAGCUGUACGAGCGCACGGUGUCCAAGAUCCCCGAAAACGGUGGGAGCUCGGAAGACGAAGACGAAGAACACCGGGAGGUGGUGGCUACAAUCUGUCAGCUGCUGCAAGAAGAUGCCCGGCUGAAGGGGAAGGCGGAGAUCUGUCUGAAUUUCGGGCCCGUGUGGGAGGCCACGCCUCUUGCCAGCGGAUCUUACGAGUUCGUGGCCCACACCGACCAUGGCGUGCAGGUGAUGAGAUGGGCUUUGCGCGGAGGCAAAAAUCGACGCGUCUCUGCGACCCCGGGAACGCAGCCGAGCGAGGACCCCAAGCGGUUUACAUUCAGCAUUAUUGAUCCGCACACGCGCCGGCAUCCGGUCAUCGCAUCGAUGACUCGCAAUCAGCUCGAAGUGUACGAUCAGUAUUCUACCGCGCCUCGCUCCAGUGGAGGGCCCACGACUCCGAACUCGGGCAUGUCUGUUGCCAGCGACGUCUCUGACCUGGAUGCGCCGGUGAAUCCCAACGCGGUCACCCUCGAUGAUGGACUGCGGACGUUAAUUAUCAUUACCGGGAUCUGGGUUGCGUUCCGUGAGGGCUGGUCACAUAACUUCAGCUACGGCGACCCUGUCUCUACCUGUCAGACGAAAUCGGCUGCUUCCCCAGCGACCUCGAAACACAGCUCUCCAACCACGGCAAAGACUGAAAAGGACGCCUUGGCCGAGCAUGACACGACGAGUCCAGUCAAGGAGCCUGCCAAUGGGGGCAAACGCUGCAUGUCAAUAUCAAGCAUCCGACGUGCCAAUACCCUGGCGCCUUCGGAGCAGGCAAAGCCUACUCCAAUUGGUAGCCUUUCGAAGCGCUCCAAUUCAACGGGAGCCGCCUUCAUGGACCGUGUCAAACGGCGCAGCGCCUCGGGAACAGGCAGCCGACUGAAUCGGCACAGCAUGUUGACCGGGUCGGGCGAGCAUGGUCGCGACAUUGUUGUUUCCCGUCCUACCUCGUUGCGCCAGAACUCGAUUGACCCGGAAGAAUCACCAAAUAACACCGACAAAACCAAGUCCAAACCCCAAGCGAAGCUCGACACGAAAAACGUCAAGCAGAGCCCAGAGCCCGAUCGAGCAGUUGCAGGCCCACACGCCGAGAACCGCCAUGUUCGACAUGCGCAACCCCCUCGUCGCGGGGAUGCAGAGCCUUCCAGUUCCGAGGGACCCAAUUCGGGCGCAGCAAAGGGCAAACGACGCCACCGGCUUAGUUCACUUCUUGCCAUCUUCAGUCGGAAAAACGACGCGCAUUGA
Penicillium alfredii is the source of this 1839-nucleotide messenger RNA. RefSeq lists its product as uncharacterized. Lineage: Eukaryota; Fungi; Ascomycota; Eurotiomycetes; Eurotiales; Aspergillaceae. The transcript has a single exon. The coding region runs from base 1 to 1839 and encodes 612 amino acids. The record is from RefSeq and is a predicted model, not a curated record.